Chrysochloris asiatica (Cape golden mole) is the source of this 1611-nucleotide messenger RNA. RefSeq names its product meiosis 1 associated protein (gene M1AP). The record is from RefSeq and is a predicted model, not a curated record. Bases 1 to 1611 code for a protein of 536 amino acids. The transcript is spliced from 11 exons. Gene Ontology annotation, biological process: meiosis I; spermatogenesis; male meiosis chromosome separation. NCBI's taxonomy places the organism in Eukaryota, Metazoa, Chordata, Mammalia, Afrosoricida, Chrysochloridae.
AUGCAUCAUGGACGAAUUACUAGCAAAGGGCCCUCAACCCCUGUACAUUUUUACCAGCAACCACCACGACUUCUCAUUGUGCAUGUCACCCUACCUUCAUGGGCUGAUAUCUGCUCCAACCUCUGUGAGGCUCUGCAGAACUUUUUCUCUCUAGCCUGCAGCUUGAUGGGCCCCAGCCGCAUGUCUGUGUUCAGCUUAUACAUGGUACAAAAUCAGCAUGAGUGCAUCUUGCCCUUUGUGCAAGUGAAAGGGAACUUUGCUAGGUUGCAGACCUGCAUCUCAGAGCUACGCAUGCUACGCAUGGUACAGAAAGAAGGAUGUUUCAGACCACAGUGCAGUUCUCUGAAGUUGGCAGUUGAGGAUGGUCUUCAGCAGUUCAAACAAUACAGCAGACAUGUGUCCACAAGUGCAGCUCUGACCUGCACUUCCCUAGAGAUUACUGUUCUGACUUCCCAGCCUGGAAAACAGGUGGUCAAACAAUUGGAGAACGGCUUGAAAAAUACCGACCUAGUCAGAGUAAGGAGACUUCAGGUCGUUGAGAUCACAAAUGAAGUCCUAGAGUGGAUAGAAUCAGCCUCCCCUGUUGAGGAGCCCAGCAAAGAUGAGAGUUCUAUCUUGGGAACUGACAUUGACCUUCAGACUAUAGACAACGAUAUUGUCAGUAUGGAGAUGUUCUUCAAAGCCUGGCUACAUAACAGUGGAACAGACCAAGAGCAUAUCCAUCUCCUUCUUCCUUCAGUGUGUUUCAGCAGCUUUUCCAUAGCCAAAGAAAACCCAAUGUGUCUGAAAUGUGAUCUCCAAGAGCGACUCCUCAGCCCAUCCCUGCUCCCUGGCACAGCUGACAGCUCCGUGAGACUGGAUGACCCCAAAGGAGACUUCAGCACAAUCUACCAGAUGGCUUCCCAGUCAUCAGCUUCUCGUUACAAACUCCGGGUGAUCAAGGCUCUAAAAUUCAGUGGUGUUUGUGAAUCACUGAUGUUUGGACUCCCAUUCAUCCUCAGACCCACAAGCUGUUGGCAGCUGGACUGGGAUGAGCUGGAAACAAAUCAGCAGCAUUUCCAUGCUUUGUGUCACAGCUUACUGAAAAGAGAGUGGCUGCUGUUGGCCAAAGGGGAGCCCCUGAACCAUGGCCAUUGGGAAACAGUCCCUGCCAGCACCUUCUUUGUGAUCAUGCCGUCACCUACCCUCACUCUGCUGGUCAAGGCAGUGGCCACGCGGGAACUGAUGCUGCCCAGUCCCUUCCCCCUGCUACCUGAGGACCCACCUGGUGACAGCCUUACAACUGUGGAGAGUAUGCUGGACAACCUGGAGCUGGAGGCCACAUACAAUCCGUUACAGAUUUGGAGCCACCUAUACUCACACCUGAGCAGCACCUUGACCAAGCCUCAAGGGCGGCUCCAGUCAAGUAGGGAGAGUCGGCCCCAGAGAAAGCAUCCCUGCAAGGUAAACUCUGAAUGCUUUUUGCAGGCCAAUCGAAUUCGAGCCACAGUGGCCCCUCUGCCUAUGAUUCUAGCUCCAGGAAGAGCCCCCAAGCUACCAGCAGCCCAGAAAUCUUCCUCAGAAGCCUUCUUGCUGCCUUCCAAUGAGGAGGAGGAAGAGGAAUAUCCCUGA